UUCAUGACACGCAUGAAAGGUUAAAGGAAACGUGAACUCUACGAGGCUGAGAGAGAUUGGCCCUUUGAUCCCGCGGGCCGCCUAUUAAGAACCAGGGUUCUACGUCAUCAUCAUGUGUGUGCUAUUCAUCGUUAGACAUCGCGCGUUCUACCAACUCGAGCCAGUGCUUUCUGUUGUGGGCAGGAAAGUUGAUGAGGUGGUUGAGCAUGACGUCAAAACUUGCCCAGUUUGUGUGAAAGCUAAAGAGAAAAUCACAGAGAAGCAGUUUGUGAGCAGGAGGAAAACAUUGCUCCAAAACAAACUAAUAGAAGAUAAGAUCCAGAGACAUCUGGUGUGCAAGAAUUCCUUAGACUUAAUUGGAGAAUUAGCUGCGAGUCUACCAAAGCCAAGUGAUGACCCACAAGAGAUUUGGCGCCGUUUGUUGAAUAGCUGAAUUUUUGCCUUGAUAUUUUACCUACAUUAUUACUUCAUACAUGUGAGAUGGACUGGCACAGUAGUUGCAGAUAAGAGUUUGAGGUUCAUGCUGCUCAGUCACUUGGGAAACUCAUAGUGGGGGUUUCAAGUGGGGGCUGAGCCAGCCGGGAACCCUCACCGCUUUAAAUUUGUCAAAAUUAUUUUUAAAAUGGAGGAAAAAAAAUUAUAUUAAAGUUUAUGUCUGGAAGUGCCAUACUCAUAUUUUUUUCUUUCCUCAGCCCCAACCAUUGUGGGGUAAAGGUGGUUAUUGACCCUCUAUCUGCAAAAGCACCUUCCAGGGCCCCCUCUAGUUCGAAUUGCUGGAUCUGCCACUGAAUCACUAUACAUUUUGUCAGUUUACACAAAUGUAUCAAUAGUAUAAACCUCCAGUGGCUUGUGUCCCAUGUAUGUUACAUCAUUUUCUGGAUUAAUCUGGCUUAAAUUAAUUCUACAGGAACAUUCAAGCCUGCUUUAAACCUGUUAAACCUCAUGUAUUUUGAAAGCCAAUGUAUAAUAAUAUUCUGGCAAAAAUAAUGACAAAUCCACUAUGUAUUUCGUCAGUCUACUCAACAGUCUGGCUACAUAUUCCACAGAAACUUUCAAGCCUUCUAUAAUCCUGAAUAAAUAAUGGCUUUAAACAUUCUGCAAGCAUGUCGAAAGCAUAUAAUACGUUUAAUUCCGUUGUUUUUUUUUAAUUGUAAAUUGGUAUUAACUAAAUACCGAUACCAAAUUAUAGGCUUUAGCAUGGGUCGCUAUUAAAUGUUCACGGUACAUGAAAGUAUUGUGGUUUUGUAAUCAAUAAAUGACAUGUGAUUUUAGCAAGAA
This is a messenger RNA of Anneissia japonica, 1278 nucleotides long. RefSeq lists its product as uncharacterized. NCBI's taxonomy places the organism in Eukaryota, Metazoa, Echinodermata, Crinoidea, Comatulida, Comatulidae. The transcript has 3 exons. The record is from RefSeq and is a predicted model, not a curated record. Bases 113 to 433 code for a protein of 106 amino acids.